UUUACUGAGCUUUUUUAUUCUUAUGGUUCCUGCUAUAUUAUCAUCAACAAUGGAGAAAAAAACUAAAAUUCCGCCAUUGAUGAAUGCUGUGAAAGACGAAAAAAACACUGAAAUUACUCCUUCCUCAUCGUCGUCGUCGCAUCAAAGGGAAACAAACCUCAUUGAUCUGACAAUAGACAUUCAAAUCAAUAUCCUCCACCGAUUAUCAAUGAAAUCCCUCUUUCAAUUCCGAUCCGUCUGCAAAUCGUGGCGUACUCUGUUAUUAACACGUGAAAUCGCCGUUCAUUUGGAUCAAGUUUCCGAUAAGAUAUACACACUGACGACAAAUGCUGGCGAAUUGUGGUGUCGCGGGAUUCAUAGAUUUAAAAUUCCGAUCGAAUUGCAAUCCCUAGAAUUCAUGCUAUUGGAGCCUGUUAAUGGAAUUAUCUGUAUUAUUGGGCCUGUAUCUUCUCAUGUUACUUUUGCUUACUUAUGGAAUCCUUUAACGAAUGAAUUCAAACAUUUGCCUAAACCAAAUGUUCAAAUGGGAUAUGUUGCUGUUGGUUUCGGGUUCGGAUUUGUUCCGAAAAGCAAUGAUUACAAAGUAGUGAGGGUAGUUCAACAUGAGAGGAAAUUCGAUUCGCAUGCUCAGGUUUACUCGUUGAAUCGAGGUUCAUGGAGGAGAGUUAAAGAUGAUUCAUGUUCGAGUAGUAGUGCCUGGAUGAAUAGAAUUCUCCAAGGUGUUGUAACUGUUGAUCUGGAGAAUGAAGUGACUACUGAGGAGGAACGUAUGUGCUUCGAUCAUAAAAAUCACCAGGCGGAGGAUCAUAGAAGGAAGCAUUGUAGAACAAACACUUGGAAAGAUGACAGAGAUGCUAUAUUGUUGACUCUUCCUGUAGACGAACUGGUUUUAUCCGAGAGACCACGUAGCAAGAAAUAUAGCUACAGAUCAUCAAUAAAAUUCGAUUUUUCUGGGAGCCUUGUUUCACUCAGCAGAAAUCAUGACGAUCUUGGCUAAUAGGUUGGAAUCCUUUUGAAUCUUCUUGGUACUUUGGAUUUAAGUUAUAUGCACUGACUACGUGAAAAUCUUUUACACUGUCAAUUCAUAGUACUUAUAUACUCUUUGCGUUUUGCUUUUGUUCCCAAAUCUGUCUGGUGCAUGGUGAAAUCGCAGCAUAUUAGGCCUUUGAAGAUCAAAAUUUUGAUACUGAGUAAGUUGCUUUUAGUCGCGUUUGUUCUGUUUUGCAGAUGUAGCUGGUGAUCAAGAACAAUAAUGAGUGGCGCGGCGCCAAUAAGUAUCAUCGGGUUUCCUUUUGUAGUCUCAACUAUUAAGUGUGAAUUGAGGUUUUUUAGAUUAUAACAGUGAAGCUUUUAGCACUACUUCUUGAUGAUCUUUUGAUGAUUGUACAUACUUUAGUUAGUUAAAUGGAGAUUCGAAAAACAAAUCUAUGUGAUCGACAUUUUCACUUUGAUA
This is a messenger RNA of Solanum stenotomum, 1453 nucleotides long. RefSeq names its product putative F-box protein At3g10240. Bases 23 to 997 code for a protein of 324 amino acids. The transcript is spliced from 2 exons. NCBI's taxonomy places the organism in Eukaryota, Viridiplantae, Streptophyta, Magnoliopsida, Solanales, Solanaceae. Gene Ontology annotation, molecular function: protein binding. The record is from RefSeq and is a predicted model, not a curated record.